AUGGAGGAGACGGUGACAAUACCGCACGAAUCCAUUCAAAUACCCAACGCCUUUGUCCGAUGGGUCACUGAGGGAUGGCCCCUCAGCACCGCGGUGCGGGGCACAGCCGGCACAGAGCUGUGUGCGGGGCACAGCCGGCACAGAGCCGGGCGGGCCGUGGCUCCGGGCCGGGAUGGCCCCUCAGCACCGCGGUGCCGGGCUGUGUGCGGGGCACAGCCGGCACAGAGCCGGGCGGGCCGUGGCUCCGGGCCGGGAUGGCCCCUCAGCACCGCGGUGCCGGGCUGUGUGCGGGGCACAGCCGGCACAGAGCCGGGCGGGCCGUGGCUCCGGGCCGGGAUGGCCCCUCAGCACCGCGGUGCCGGGCUGUGUGCGGGGCACAGCCGGCACAGAGCCGGGCGGGCCGUGGCUCCGGGCCGGGAUGGCCCCUCAGCACCGCGGUGCCGGGCUGUGUGCGGGGCACAGCCGGCACAGAGCCGGGCGGGCCGUGGCUCCGGGCCGGGAUGGCCCCUCAGCACCGCGGUGCCGGGCUGUGUGCGGGGCACAGCCGGCACAGAGCCGGGCGGGCCGUGGCUCCGGGCCGGGAUGGCCCCUCAGCACCGCGGUGCCGGGCUGUGUGCGGGGCACAGCCGGCACAGAGCCGGGCGGGCCGUGGCUCCGGGCCGGGAUGGCCCCUCAGCACCGCGGUGCCGGGCUGUGUGCGGGGCACAGCCGGCACAGAGCCGGGCGGGCCGUGGCUCCGGGCCGGGAUGGCCCCUCAGCACCGCGGUGCCGGGCUGUGUGCGGGGCACAGCCGGCACAGAGCCGGGCGGGCCGUGGCUCCGGGCCGGGAUGGCCCCUCAGCACCGCGGUGCCGGGCUGUGUGCGGGGCACAGCCGGCACAGAGCCGGGCGGGCCGUGGCUCCGGGCCGGGAUGGCCCCUCAGCACCGCGGUGCCGGGCUGUGUGCGGGGCACAGCCGGCACAGAGCCGGGCGGGCCGUGGCUCCGGGCCGGGAUGGCCCCUCAGCACCGCGGUGCCGGGCUGUGUGCGGGGCACAGCCGGCACAGAGCCGGGCGGGCCGUGGCUCCGGGCCGGGAUGGCCCCUCAGCACCGCGGUGCCGGGCUGUGUGCGGGGCACAGCCGGCACAGAGCCGGGCGGGCCGUGGCUCCGGGCCGGGAUGGCCCCUCAGCACCGCGGUGCCGGGCUGUGUGCGGGGCACAGCCGGCACAGAGCCGGGCGGGCCGUGGCUCCGGGCCGGGAUGGCCCCUCAGCACCGCGGUGCCGGGCUGUGUGCGGGGCACAGCCGGCACAGAGCCGGGCGGGCCGUGGCUCCGGGCCGGGAUGGCCCCUCAGCACCGCGGUGCCGGGCUGUGUGCGGGGCACAGCCGGCACAGAGCCGGGCGGGCCGUGGCUCCGGGCCGGGAUGGCCCCUCAGCACCGCGGUGCCGGGCUGUGUGCGGGGCACAGCCGGCACAGAGCCGGGCGGGCCGUGGCUCCGGGCCGGGAUGGCCCCUCAGCACCGCGGUGCCGGGCUGUGUGCGGGGCACAGCCGGCACAGAGCCGGGCGGGCCGUGGCUCCGGGCCGGGAUGGCCCCUCAGCACCGCGGUGCCGGGCUGUGUGCGGGGCACAGCCGGCACAGAGCCGGGCGGGCCGUGGCUCCGGGCCGGGAUGGCCCCUCAGCACCGCGGUGCCGGGCUGUGUGCGGGGCACAGCCGGCACAGAGCCGGGCGGGCCGUGGCUCCGGGCCGGGAUGGCCCCUCAGCACCGCGGUGCCGGGCUGUGUGCGGGGCACAGCCGGCACAGAGCCGGGCGGGCCGUGGCUCCGGGCCGGGAUGGCCCCUCAGCACCGCGGUGCCGGGCUGUGUGCGGGGCACAGCCGGCACAGAGCCGGGCGGGCCGUGGCUCCGGGCCGGGAUGGCCCCUCAGCACCGCGGUGCCGGGCUGUGUGCGGGGCACAGCCGGCACAGAGCCGGGCGGGCCGUGGCUCCGGGCCGGGAUGGCCCCUCAGCACCGCGGUGCCGGGCUGUGUGCGGGGCACAGCCGGCACAGAGCCGGGCGGGCCGUGGCUCCGGGCCGGGAUGGCCCCUCAGCACCGCGGUGCCGGGCUGUGUGCGGGGCACAGCCGGCACAGAGCCGGGCGGGCCGUGGCUCCGGGCCGGGAUGGCCCCUCAGCACCGCGGUGCCGGGCUGUGUGCGGGGCACAGCCGGCACAGAGCCGGGCGGGCCGUGGCUCCGGGCCGGGAUGGCCCCUCAGCACCGCGGUGCCGGGCUGUGUGCGGGGCACAGCCGGCACAGAGCCGGGCGGCGCUUUGCCUUGGCACAGGCAGGGCGCUGACUCUAAGUUCCCUGUGCUCUCAGUCCUAUAG
This is a messenger RNA of Ficedula albicollis (Collared flycatcher), 2346 nucleotides long. RefSeq names its product collagen alpha-1(I) chain-like. NCBI's taxonomy places the organism in Eukaryota, Metazoa, Chordata, Aves, Passeriformes, Muscicapidae. The record is from RefSeq and is a predicted model, not a curated record. Bases 1 to 2346 code for a protein of 781 amino acids. The transcript has a single exon.